CAUGCGCACUCGGCGUUGUUGGAGCCUUGGUGUUGUUUGCGCACCGACGGUCAGAGUUUGUGUAAUAACGAGGAAACGCGCUUCCGGUUUGUUUUCCAUACCGAGUCUGUUUAUCGGUCAGAGUUUGUGUUGGCGAGGGGAAUAAGAUCAGUGUCUGAAACAGGUGGUUGUGUCUAAUGCUGUAGUGCGCGUUCUGUACCUGCCGCGCGGAUUUAUUGCCCCCCUCCUCCUCCUUCUCCUCCUCCUCCUGCCCUCCACCUGCCCUGAUUCCCCGGUGAGAAGCGCGAGAUGCCGUUGGGCCUGCGGAAGAAGAAGAAGUCGCGGGAGAGCACGAGCCUGGUGGAGAAUGAGGAGAUCGGUGGAAGUGGUGGAGCAGGAGGAAGCGUCGGAGGGCACACGGGAAAGAGCGCUGCGGUUAACGGAGGAGGAACCGGAGGUCUCGCGCCACCGCCUGCGAACCUGCGCCCCAAACUCGUGUUCCACACGCAGCUCGCGCACGGCAGCCCCACCGGCCGCAUCGAGGGCUUCAGUAACGUUAAAGAGCUGUACGCUAAAAUCGCAGAGGCUUUCAAUCUCAGCACGACCGAGAUCCUGUUUUGCACGCUGAACACACACAAAAUCGACAUGGAGAAGCUGCUCGGGGGUCAGAUCGGCCUGGAGGACUUCAUCUUCGCUCACGUGAAAGGCAUCAAAAAGGAGGUGGAGGUGUUCAAGGCGGAGGACGCGCUGGGCCUCACCAUCACGGACAACGGCGCCGGAUUCGCCUUCAUCAAGCGUAUAAAGGAGGGCAGCGUGGCAGACGGCGUGAAGGUGAUCUGUGUGGGUGACCAUAUCGAGUGCAUUAACGGGAAGAACAUCGUGGGGACGCGGCACUAUGAAGUCGCUCGCAUGCUUAAGGAUCUGCCCAAAAAUCAGACCUUCAAGCUCAAGCUGGUGGAACCCAUGAAGGCUUUUGAGAUGCUGGAGCCCAGAUCGAAAGGAUCCAAGCCUCAGGGGGAGAACCGGAUCGGGACGGGACGCGAGACUCUGAGACUCCGCUCCAAAGGACCGGCCACCGUGGAGGAAAUGCCCACAGAGUUUGAAGAGAAGGCGGUGAAAAAAGUGGACGACCUCCUGGAGAGCUACAUGGGCAUCCGGGACACGGAAUUAGCCGCCACGAUGGUGGAAGUCGGACGCGACAAGGUGAACCCGGACGAGUUCGCCGAGGCUCUAGACCAGGCUCUGGGAGACUUCGCCUUCCCCGACGAGUUCGUGUUCGACGUCUGGGGAGCCAUCGGAGACGCCAAGCAGGGACGCUUUUAGGAUAACGUUUAGAUUAAACAGCACGCGAUCAGUAGCAAGUGCUGUUUAUCACUGUGACCUUAGGAAGAAAACACACACACACACACUACAGCUCACUCGAAGUGUACUUAUUCACCUGGAUAGCAUUCCUUACCACUUUUGUAUCCGGUACAUUUUAUUAUAUCGUCUCCUGUUCGAUUCGACCCCGUUAGCUGUUUAUAUUUCGCGGUUACGAUGAAGGACACUUUUCCGUAAGGAUCAGUAAUAGCAUUUUAUUAGAACGAACGGAAUCGCGCUUUAAUUUGCGGGACUCGCUUAAUUUUUUUAAACAACCUCAGUUACAUCACCGAGGCCUGAAACAGGACGUAAACGAGGUUUACACACGCCUCAAAAUCAGGACAUGUGCCAUAGUCACGUGAUUCGACACGAAUUAGCGAUUCAGGGUACUUUUUUUUUUUUUUUAAAUAUUUUUGUAACCGUCUCCUCGGUUUAUUAGCUGGGACGCGCUUUAACACCAGCUCACGCCUGUACGUUUUUAGAUCGUUUUGUACGUGAAAAGAUUUAAGAGUCCACGUCUUGUCCCGAUGAAGGAUCACGUGAAGCUGUCUGGAUACGUGUUAAAGAUAUUUGUGGUUUAGCAUGGAAAAAUGUUCUAGUAACUUUAGACAAAGGGUGAUUUUUUUUUUUUUUUUUGUACAGAAUAUGAACAUUUAAUCAUCAUUUUAUAGCUGGAUAGAUUUAUAAUCUUUUAAUUUAUUUGUUCAAUAAAAUCAUUUAUAACA
Molecule: messenger RNA, 2063 nt
Organism: Tachysurus vachellii
Lineage: Eukaryota; Metazoa; Chordata; Actinopteri; Siluriformes; Bagridae
Gene: gipc2
Product: GIPC PDZ domain containing family, member 2
Exons: 6
Coding region: 289-1302 (337 amino acids)
Molecular function (GO): protein binding
Source: RefSeq, a predicted model, not a curated record